Equus quagga is the source of this 735-nucleotide messenger RNA. RefSeq names its product complexin-3. The coding region runs from base 259 to 735 and encodes 158 amino acids. The record is from RefSeq and is a predicted model, not a curated record. Gene Ontology annotation, molecular function: syntaxin binding. The transcript has 3 exons. Gene Ontology annotation, biological process: regulation of neurotransmitter secretion; neurotransmitter transport; synaptic vesicle exocytosis. NCBI's taxonomy places the organism in Eukaryota, Metazoa, Chordata, Mammalia, Perissodactyla, Equidae. Gene Ontology annotation, cellular component: SNARE complex; terminal bouton.
UCAGCAGUGCCCGGCUGAGCUUGGGGUUGAAGGAGGCACGUGGGGUAGGCGGGAGUGUGGGGCCGGCACGUGGUCCAGCCUCCUCGGCCGCGUGCAGGCCCCCCGCCCCCCGAGAGGAGGGGUUUGGGGAAGUAGGGGCGGGCCGGGCGGGGGCCGGCGGCGGGAGCUGUCCGCGAGCCCUAGUGCUGAAGUAGGCUCGGACGAGCCUGGUGCCUGGUGCGUAGAACCCGGUGCGUGGUGCCCGGGCCAGAGAAGACCAUGGCGUUCAUGGUGAAGACCAUGGUGGGCGGCCAGCUGAAGAACCUCACCGGGAGCCUGGGGGGCGGCGAAGACAAGGGGGACGGGGACAAGUCGGCGGCCGAAGCGCAGGGCAUGAGCCGAGAGGAGUAUGAGGAGUAUCAGAAGCAACUGGUGGAAGAAAAGAUGGAGAGGGACGCGCAGUUCACACAGAGGAAGGCCGAGCGGGCCACGCUGCGGAGCCACUUCCGAGACAAAUACCGGCUCCCCAAGAAUGAGACAGAUGAGAGCCAGAUCCAGAUGGCAGGUGGAGACGUGGAACUGCCCCGGGAGCUGGCCAAGAUGAUUGAGGAGGACACAGAGGAGGAGGAGGAGAGGGCCUCGGUCCUCGGGCAGCUGGCCAGCCUCCCUGGCUUGGACCUUGGCUCACUCAAGGACAAGGCCCAGGCCACAUUGGGGGACCUAAAGCAAUCAGCGGAGAAGUGCCACAUCAUGUGA